GGAGUUGUUGGUUACAUGCGGGUCAGGAUUAAUAACAAGAGUUAUCUCCUCCUUGGCACGAGUCGGGAGGAAGUGUUGCGUCGCAUCUGGACUUAUCUGCCAUUGAGUCGAUUUAAUCCGCCGAACUCACCUGGACUAAUACAAACUGGCAAUUCAACCUUCCUUAUCACGGAAAGGCGACCUGACGGGAGCACCAUGGAGCCCAAAGCAGCGAGCAAGGACCGGUUCUUCAUAGUCAUCCGCGGGAAGUCGCGGAGAGGCUUCUGCCGCGGCUGCAUCGGUCGCGUGGAGGCGGAGACGGCUCGCGGGGAGCUGAUGGGGGUCAUGUACGGCUGCGGCUCCAACGCCGGGAGCCCCAAGACCGGGGGCUCGGUGAAGGCGGAGGACGCGUACCCCCUGACCCGACAUCAGGCCCAGCUGCUGCUCUACAUUUCCAGCCCCAGCAGACGCCUGGAGAUGUUGUGCAACCCGCAGCUCUUCUCGGCCAUCUGCGAGCUGACCCCGGGCGACCUGGUGGUGAUCAGGUACAAGAAGGGCCAUGUCCCCGGGGUGGUGAAGAACCUGAUGCAGAUCGGAAAGAAGGAGAGCAAGGACGACCUGAACAUGCUGGGCUUCCAGGUGGAAUUUGUGGACACCGAAGACAACUUGUCGCCCAAACAACUUGGACCGCUUCCCAUUUUCACCGCUUCAGACAUCAUCCAGGUGGUCCCGUCUUACUCUGUCCCCCUGGGACUGCAGUACAGAGACAUCAAAAGAGACGGCUCAACUGGGACAGUGGUGAUGCGCAUCAACUCCAUGCCAAGUAUCGGGACGCGCAGAAGACAACCCACCGACGGCCAAUCGGAGCGACGCGUUGUUGCAGGCCAGACACAGAGCGAGCCUCCCGUCCCUCUAGAGGUCGGCUCCAUGGUGGAGGUCGUCAACAACACAGGGGUCACGGUGUACGGAGUGAUCCGGUGGUUGGGGAUCCCAGAUGGGAAGCUGGAGACGUGGGCCGGGGUUGAGCUGGACUAUGAAGUGACGGGCUGCUCUGACGGGGUGUACAAAGGUCAGCGGUACUUCACCUGCAAGGAGAACUGCGCUUUGUUUGUUCCUGUCACAAAAUGCAGCCCAGACAGCCGGUUCCUCUGCUCCUCCACGGAAACGGAGACGUUCAAGACUAAAGAAAUCCCUCCAGUUCCUGCAUAUGAAGAGUCGGAGGAAGAUGCGCCGCCUGUCCCUGAGUCAGAGGCGGCGUCGCUGUUCGUGGGGAAGAUGAAGGGCAUACAGGGUCAUAUCAACUCAUGCUAUCUGGAUGCUACACUUUUCAGUUUGUUUAGUUCAUCUGUGACUGUGGAUGCCAUCUGCAACAAACCGGCUGACAAAGAGCAGCCAAUAACCUGCAUCCUGAAAUCCAUAGUCAAUCGCUUGCGCAGACAAGGCUUUGUGCCAGCACAGAGUGUGAUGAACGUCCGGAAGAAACUUGGCUGUGAGACUUUCAGCAAAAACGAAAAAGAUCCCGAGGAGUUCAUUUCAGUGCUGUUUCAGAAGGUGCUCUGCAUCGAGCCCCUGCUGAAGCUCCGAUCGGAGGGAGGAAGCUCUCACGGAGCCUACACACUCCAGAUCUUUCUGGAAAAGGAGCAGAUGGGCCAGACGCCCACCGUCCAAAAGCUGCUGGACACGUCCUGCAUGUCGGGUGACAUCAAAUUCGAAACCAUGCCGUCUUGCCUCCUAAUCCAGAUGCCAAGGUGUGGAAGCAAGUACAAGAUGUUUUCUCACAUCAUUCCGUCCACUGAGCUGGACGUCACAGAUCUCCUGUACAACUCUCCACGGGAAUGUUUCAUCUGCGGACGGAUGGCAGAGUUCGAGUGUCUCCAGUGUUUGCCAGACCGUAAACUGCAAUCAGGAAGAAUCAAGCAGUACUGCAGUACCUGCAACACCCAGGUACACACCCACCGGUCGCGCUGCAGCCAUUCUCCCAAGGCGCUGGCUGUGCCUGAAGGCGUAGCCAGCGACGCUCCUCUGCCGAGGCGCACCAUGCAGCUGUUUGGUGUGCUUUGCAUUCAGACCAGCCACUUUGUGUCAUUUGUCAAAUACGGUCCUGAUCCCCACUCAUGGCUCUUCUUUGACAGCAUGGCGGACAGACACGGCGACGACGAGAAGGGCUACAGCGUUCCCGAGGUCCGAGCUUGUCCGGAGCUCGGCGACUUCCUGGGCCAGCCGGAGGAGGAGCUGACCCGGGCGAACCCGGCUCUCGCGCCGGAGCUGGUCCGCAGGCUUCUGUGCGACUCCUAUAUGUAUUUAUACCACAGCCCAGAAAUGUCGGUCUCGAAGACAAGCGACGAGGAACUGUAGAUCUGUCUGGGCGCAAGAACGGCGUGUUCCACAACAGCAGCCUAAUCGGCUUUUAUGCACUUUAUUGCGUCCAGGCAGCGGGAACUGAAACGGAUGCUUGGAACUUCAGUGAAGAUGGAAAAUGCAGUUCAGAUGUUUGAACUUAAUAAAUAGGUCACGCUCGAAGCUGAUGUGGAUUUUUGUUUGAGAUGAAGUGAGCUCUUAAAGUCACAGAGCAGAAUGACAUGUUUUUAAAGGCUUAGUUUUUGCCUUUUAAAUGUGUCGGAGUUGCACUUUUUAUCAGUAAAGAUGUCUUUGGAAAAUUCUGUUUCAGGCAAUUGGAUCACUUAAAUGGCAUCUUCUAAUGGAACCUCAUGUUAUGUUACCUGAAGACAAUUGUACUUACUGUUUUUUUUCCACAAAUGUACAUAAGUGAGUAUAAAAUUUGAACUUCUGCUA
This is a messenger RNA of Gambusia affinis (western mosquitofish), 2772 nucleotides long. RefSeq names its product cylindromatosis (turban tumor syndrome), b (gene cyld2). Gene Ontology annotation, biological process: protein K63-linked deubiquitination. The transcript is spliced from 14 exons. Bases 16 to 2334 code for a protein of 772 amino acids. Lineage: Eukaryota; Metazoa; Chordata; Actinopteri; Cyprinodontiformes; Poeciliidae. The record is from RefSeq and is a predicted model, not a curated record. Gene Ontology annotation, cellular component: cytosol. Gene Ontology annotation, molecular function: K63-linked deubiquitinase activity; cysteine-type deubiquitinase activity.